This is a messenger RNA of Alternaria infectoria, 480 nucleotides long. RefSeq lists its product as uncharacterized. Lineage: Eukaryota; Fungi; Ascomycota; Dothideomycetes; Pleosporales; Pleosporaceae. The transcript has 2 exons. The record is from RefSeq and is a predicted model, not a curated record. The coding region runs from base 1 to 480 and encodes 159 amino acids.
AUGCCGCCUAGAAAGAAGCUCAAACCGACACCGGAAGCCGCCCCAGACACGCCGGUCGAGCCAAGUCGCUCUGUCUAUGGUGACAGCCACGCAGCGACUGAGAAAGCCUUGCUAUCCGCACAUGCUCAACACCUAUGGAACGCCGGCGUGAUCGACGAGCACAUGGUCGCGGAGCUGUCGAAACCCAACCCCAAAUCCGACGUCCACAGCGUCAGGUAUACAACAGACUACCUCGCGGCCCAUCCAGACUACACGGGAGAGGACGCGGACGAGCUACCAGCUAUGCAGACUGCUAUGAAACACCGGAGAAGCAGAGACGAGGCACAAAAUAGGGUUUUGGAAGACUACUGGGCGGGACGCAUCGAUCUCUGGGGUCACCCAACUGGACAUCAGGUCGAUGAUAACAGCAGGGACUUACUGCCGUGCACUCAAGGCGCCGUACCGAUCAUCACCCGAAGGGAAACACACAAGCAUUUGUAG